Molecule: messenger RNA, 727 nt
Organism: Verticillium dahliae VdLs.17
Lineage: Eukaryota; Fungi; Ascomycota; Sordariomycetes; Glomerellales; Plectosphaerellaceae
Product: bli-3
Exons: 2
Coding region: 188-529 (113 amino acids)
Source: RefSeq, a predicted model, not a curated record
CAAUUGAGAGAGCAAUAGCCGCACAAAACUCGUCAUAGCUCGGGUACUUCCAUGUGCUGGUACAACUGGGGGCGCCUCGUCGUAUUUAGAGGACAUUUCGUCUCUUCAAUGCAUACCUCAAGCCAUAAUCCAGUCCUCCUACACACAAUAAACUCUUUGCGCUGUCACACCAGAAAUCCCCAUCACCAUGUCCAACCAGCAAUUCUCCAACGCCGACACGGGCAACCGCCCUGCCGACCCUUACAAGGAUGCCAACAAGGACGAGGUGUCCCUUCAAACCAAGAUUGAGGACUUGACCCAGUUCAUCAAUGCCACCAAGUUCGCCAUGAUGACCACACGUGAUGCCUCGUCUGGCAACCUCGUUUCGCGCGCCAUGGCACUGGCCGCCUCUGAGGUGGGCGGUAUUGAUCUUCUCUUCCACACCAACACCGAGUCCAACAAGACGGACGAGAUCAAGAGCGAUCCUCACGUCAACAUCUCGUUCAUCAACAGCUCAGGCGACUGGGCGUCCGUCUCGGGUGUUUCCUAGGUGGUCACCGACCGUAGUCUCGUCAAGAAGCACUACAGCUCCGAACUCAAGGCGUGGUUGGGCGACCUCGGCGAUGGCAAGCACGACGGCUCGGAGAAUGACCCCCGCAUCGGCGUCAUCCGUGUCAAGACCAACACCAUCACGUACGCCAUCUCCCACAAGACGUUUGUCGGCAAGCUGGCACAGGUGGCCGAGGGU